Molecule: messenger RNA, 4558 nt
Organism: Biomphalaria glabrata
Lineage: Eukaryota; Metazoa; Mollusca; Gastropoda; Planorbidae
Product: baculoviral IAP repeat-containing protein 7-A-like
Exons: 7
Coding region: 296-1831 (511 amino acids)
Biological process (GO): positive regulation of protein ubiquitination; regulation of cell cycle; negative regulation of apoptotic process
Cellular component (GO): cytoplasm; nucleus
Molecular function (GO): cysteine-type endopeptidase inhibitor activity involved in apoptotic process; ubiquitin protein ligase activity
Source: RefSeq, a predicted model, not a curated record
AUCUCUAGUGACUAGAGCCUAUCUAUAGACUAGAUCAGCUGCUGUUAGCAAGAUAUCAAGAGAGAGAGGCCGGUCCAUUGUUGUUGUUUUUGUUGUUAUCCAACCAGCUUUUCUUUGGAAGACGAGGACCCUUUCUUCAUGAUUCAUGCUAACUCCACUGUACAUUGGAAUUUAGAAAGCACUUGCUUUGAACUUGGUCAAUUUGGGGAUCAUUACAGAAAACAGACUUAGACAUAAAGAAACUCUAGUGCCAUUAAUAUUAUAAGCAUUUUGUUUGUCAACAUGAUAGUAUGAUAUGCAACCUAGAAUAUAUCAGAGUGAGAAACAAAGAUUGAAAACCUUUUGGAACUACCCGUCAUCAUCUCCCCAAUUUGCAUUAGUUCUAGCUCAGGCUGGUUUCAUUUACACAGGAGGGGGAGGAGCAGGAGAUUAUACUGUCAAGUGUGUGUUUUGCCAGAUAGAGAAAACUUCUUGGAACUCUGAAGAUGAUGUCGAAGAAGUUCAUAGAACAUUGUCACCGAAUUGUCCAUUGGCGACUGGGACAUUAUCUGGGAAUGUUCCUUUGACAAGAGCUUUACAAUCAGUAAAUUUUCAAGAAAUACUAAACAGACUUGGGGCAUACCAUGAAAGAAGGUCGUGUGUUAGAAAUGACUUCAGAGACUUAACCCAAGUUGAACACAGUAGCAGUACUAUACCAUCUGUGCCCCAUACCAGUAGAUCCAAUACAGUAAAUGACAAUGAACAAAAUAACGAAGUUCCAGCACCCAUCACUAUUAUCUCUGAUGCUGUAAAUGUUAAUGCUCUCUCCAACCCAUCUUCCAACUUAUCAACAAGUGCUUCUCAGGAGUCAACCUUGGUUGCUGUUAACUCAAUACAAUCUCACCAAACUUCUGUAUUCAGUGGAUUGGAGGCUACAUCCCAAACACCCAUCAACAGAGCUGACCAGCCUGUGAAUUCACCACAAGUUAGCACUUCAAAUCCAAGCACUGCCAAUCAAAGUACAGGGGCAGGUGGCCCUACCUAUUCAGAACUUGGAAUAGUCACUGACAGACCGAAACGUCCCGAAUAUGCCUUGAAGUCUGAGCGAUUGAAAACGUUCUCAAGCUGGCCCAGAGGACAUCGCCUUCAACCGUCUGAUCUUGCUGAUGCAGGUUUUUACUAUGCAGGCUAUGGAGAUUGUGCUCGAUGUUUCUACUGCGGAGGAGGCCUGCGUAAUUGGGAAGAUGAUGAUGAUGUCUGGGUAGAACAUGGAAGAUGGUUUUCUAAAUGCUCAUUUAUCCGACAACGUCUAGGUCAAGUCUUUAUUGAUGCCAUCCAGGAUUUGAAUAAAACAUUGGACAAGAUACCAUACAGCGCAGUGGUCAACAAAAUUGGAUCGGCUUCCUAUUCUUCUUUUCUAACAGAUGUACGAGAGGAUGCCUUAAAGAAAGACCCGGCAGUGAGAUCUGUUGUUGAACUCGGAAUACCUCAAAGUAUUGCUCUUGAGAUGGCAAGGUUGAUCAAAUCUAAUGAUGGGACUCUGUCAUCUGACAGUUUGUUGUCUAAAAUAAGAGAUGAGAGACCAGAUCUGGUCCUGACUUCCAGACUCAUGACUAGCCUGAGAGAACCAAACAGUUCAGUUGAAGAUUUGGAGAACAUCAGGAGAUUGAAGGAAACGAACAAUGUUCUACGUCAGCAAACUGCAUGCAAGAUAUGUAUGGACAAAGAGGUGGAGAUUGUUUUCCUUCCUUGUGGUCACCUAGUGUCCUGCACUGAAUGUGCUGCCGCCAUGAAAGACUGCCCAGUGUGCCGUAAACAUGUAAAAGGAACUGUCAGAGCGUUUGUUGGUUAAAAAUGUUGACUUACAUUUCAUUGUAUGAAUAAUGUUUAGCAAUUUUUUUGUUGAAAGUGCCUUACUUCCUCCAAUUACCAUUAUCAUUUUCCUCAUCCCAGUCUUACUUAGAGACUGUUUGGAUUAUCAUUAUCAAGUUUAACAUUUUCAAAUUGUGUUCAAAGUUUUUGAAAUGGCUUAGAACUCAUUUUUAUUUGCUAGCCAGAUGUUCUAGUGAAACUCCUUGAAAGGAAUUACAUCACCAAUACUUUUUUUUUUUUUUUACAUAGAUAAUAAAACACACAGCCAUAAACAAUUGUCAACAAUGAAAGAUUGAAGGUAGAUGUAAACAAGAUAACAAAACAAACAUCAAGUUUGAUUAUUUAGUGUUACAUAUAACUCUCAACCCUACUUCAUAACUAAUUACUUUAUAUCGCUGUUGGAAGAUAAAAAUCUCACAAUUUAAAAUAUUAGUUGGAAUUCAAACACAUGAAUGUGACAUGACAUUAGCAGACAUUAACACAAUAACUUAAAUUACCCAAGUGAUUGGGUAACAGACGUAUUAAUAUUAUUUUUAAUUACAAACUUUUUUUGUCCAAUUCUAUUCAAGGCAUAGAAUUGAUUUGUUGUCACUAGCAGAGACAUCCUAUUUUUAAUUUAUUCUACUCAUGUUUUUUUUUUUGUUGUUUUUUUAAUGUUUGUUAGGUCGUCACCAUGCAUUUUCAUUUUUUUGUUUUGUUUUUUUUAUGAUUCCUUUGUUUAAAGAAACAUUUUGGGUAGUAAAUAGUAACCAACAGUAUAAGAGUUUCCCCUUUCAGACCUUGCGGUCUAUGGAGCAGAUGAUGUUCAGGUCAUCUGUUUCUUUGGUUAAUGGUUAACAAGCAGCGUGUUAUGUGGCCAGCACAACGACCAACCGCCUUUACUUUCCCCAACUAAAGUCAGGUACGCAUUAAAGUUGGGUGGAAACAGGGGCACUCUAAAAAUCUGAAAUUCAAAUCCCAGUCUUCACUGAGAUUUAAACCCAGGACCCCAAGUUCGGAAGCCAAGUGCUUAACCAUUCGACCACUGGGCACCCCCAACCAACAGUAUAUCUCUUACUAAUGUUUUAAGCAGAAAAUCUUCAUAUAUGCAGAAAAGCUAUUAUUUUGUUUUUAAUUACAAAGUCAAAAAUGUUCCCCCAGUUUUGUGUUUGUUAUAUUUCCAGUUGACCAAACUAUUUUUAGUUAACAAAGUCUAAUACUUUGUUGCUAGAACAAUGUCAUCUUUGAUUUUGUUGGUCACUGCGCUCUAGUUCUAAAGUAACUGACUAAUGUAAAUAUAAUACAGCAUUGUCUUUCAAUUUGUAUGUCAUUCUAAUUCCCCUUUUGGAAUUACAUUCUUUAAUAAUGUAACAAAUGUUUACAAAUGUAUCAUUAUUUUUUAAAACAAAAAAAAACUGCAUCUGUUUAAUUAAUUGCUUGUUUCUAAAUAUCUGAACAAAAAAAUACCAUGUAAUAUUGAUCAGAUCAUUUUGAAAUUCGUGUUUUGUAGAAUUUUAUUUUUCCAUCAUUAAGAAAAGCAAACUAGUGAUGUUUGAUGAUGCUUUCUAGAUGUAAAAAGUUCCUUUGAUAAAAUCUUGCUACUGUCAAAUGUUUGGCUAACUGCUAUACUUAACUGUUUGAUUUAGUUCUUCUGUAUGAAAAUAUCUGAAGUGUCUUUUUUUUCUCUCUUGUAUCAUCUUGAGGAUGAUUUUUUGUUCAAUGGUUGUAAAACAAAGAAAAUAACUUACAUUCCACUACACAUCAGUGAGGAAAGGACUUUCCAUACGAAAAGUCUGCAAAGCUGUUCUCUUUUAAUUAAAACUUAUUUCACAAAUCUGGGUAAACAUACCUUUAAUUAUAGCUGUUGUCUUUUACUUUUUUUUUUUAAUAGAAACUAAAAACUUGUAGCAACGAAAAGGUGACAGUUUUAAAUUUUUAAACUGCAUCAUUAUGUAAACCAAGAGACCAAGGAUAAAAAAAAAUAUGUAAUAUUCCUUUGGCGUUAAAAAAACAACAUAUCUUGAUCUCAUUUAACAUAAUUUUGUAUAACUUUCUGAUUGUGUGGUAUACGCUCUGGACUGUGGUUUCCAUGACCCAGUGUUUGACCCAAUGGGAGUUUCGGGUUAGGUUUCAAUUUUAAUUUUCAGUUUUGAAAGAAGAUGUGAAACGUAAAACAAAACAAGCCGAGUCGACAAUAACUUCCAAAAUACUGGCUAGGCUUACGCUCAUUUUAAGAGGACAUACUCCCAUGUCUUCAUUUUGUGAGCCAUCAUCACUGAUAUUAAAUGUACAUAAAUGCUUAUUUAUUGGUUUGCAAUCAAUAGUCCACAUCCUUAGGCAGUAUGUCUAAUAAAAAAUCAUUCUGUCAUGUGACAGAGAAAUGGUAACAAUGGCGUUGAAGUCUGUUUUUAGAAGGACAUCCACAACUAUCUUGAACCACAGAGUUGAAAGUAUUUUAUAUUCAACUAGAACACUGAACUUUCUACCUCCUCUGCUGUAUUAUUUCAUUCUGUUAUUACUAGUACUACCUAUAUAUACAAACCUUUGAUUUAUUUUUGGGCAUUCAUUAAUGAGCUGAUGGCAUUGCUAUGUUGUUUUUUAAUUACCUUAAAGGUGAGGAAAUGUUUUUAUGUCUGAUUUUUCUUGAUAGAAUCUUUUUUUUUUACUUUAAUAUUUUUUGUGAAAUCUGGUCAAAUUAAAGUCUUGGAAUAAAAGAGAAUAAAUUUUA